AUGGACAUGUCGACCCCGCCAUCCUCCACCGGCGCCUCGCCCUCCCCUCGUCGACGACACUCUCCUAACCUCUCCCUCGACCUCUCCGACCUCCCACCUCUCAGUCAACCUGCUCAGCCCAGCAACACGCUCCUCAUCACCAACCUUCAAGCCCCAGAGAUCUUCGCCACCGCCAACCUCGAGAGCAUCUCCCAGGCCAUCAACGACCAUGCUCCAAUCCACACAUUCGCCCCGCUCAAGUCCAUGCGGAGGAUCAUCUGCACCUUCCACAACACCGACGACGCGAUUAAGAUUCGGCAAGUGCUGGACGGAGAGUACGUGCUCGGAGACCGUGUGCGCGUCUACUUUGGCGCCGAGACGAAGAUAGUGGAAGGGGACCAGCACCUGCAAGCACCCAAGAGCGCGAAGCUCUUCUUCAUCUCGCCGCCGCCGAGUCCGCCAAUGGGCUGGGAGAUGCGGGACGAGGAGCCACCAAACACAGAGGUGCACGCGGAGGAUCUGGCACAGGCGUUGAGCAAGCUGAACGCGAGGCCGGCACCUGAUCAGGCGCUAACAGACAAUCUGAACCCUGGAACAGGCUCAUCAAAGUCUAUCACGGGGAGACAGAGGUCGGGGACAGGGACGGUGGUGUAUGACCCGCAGGACCACGGCCACAGCCCCGACCUGCCGGCCAUUGCGGUGGAAGAUACGAGCGCGAGUCCUGAGGCGAUCAGUCCGAUGGAGGGGGUGGAGAAGAAGUUUCAGCAUACGGCUCGUCCGCCUGUCGAGUUGAUGGAGUCGUAG
Molecule: messenger RNA, 783 nt
Organism: Saxophila tyrrhenica
Lineage: Eukaryota; Fungi; Ascomycota; Dothideomycetes; Mycosphaerellales; Extremaceae
Exons: 1
Coding region: 1-783 (260 amino acids)
Biological process (GO): calcium-mediated signaling
Cellular component (GO): cytoplasm; nucleus
Molecular function (GO): calcium-dependent protein serine/threonine phosphatase regulator activity; nucleic acid binding
Source: RefSeq, a predicted model, not a curated record